UGUCAAUACACAGUAAACCAAAAAUAUUUGAUUUUUGAUGAACUGCCUUGAAAGAUAAAACCCGCCUCAGAUCUCUUCAGAAAAAGGCCAGGGACCUAUGCCUGUAAUUCCACUAUUGUUCUUGCGGGGCAACCUCACCCCUGAAAUGAGGUGAGAGCUUCCUGCUUCCUGCUUCUUGCAUGUACUCAUUGUCUAUUUUUCUCUUUCUAAUUUAAUUGCGACAGGAGAAUUCAGUUCCUCUGAAUCUGGCUCCUUCACAUGUCUUUCUGCAACUUGGUCUCAUAUUAUGGGCUAAAUAAGGAGUACUAAUCAAUUAUAAUUGAUGGUUCUCUUCUUCUUCUUCUUCUUCUUCUUCUUCUUCUAGUAGCCAUCUUUUGGACCACUGAAGGCUAAGAUGGACCACUGAAGGCUACCCAUCAGCUCGUAUUGUUGAUUCUCUUCUCUGCGGUCUUGAUACAAUUGGUGGAUGUUGAUUUCCCUGUUUGCGAGUAGUUUUGAGGUCUGAAUUUGUCUGCAAAAUCUGUUACUGGGUGAACCAUGCCCAGUAGUUUGCUUCUUUUAUUAGCCAAUUUGGUUUUAUGAGCAUGACAUCCAAAGCUUGGUGUUUGAAUUUAAGGGGCACACGGGUUCAAAGGCCAGCGAGAGGUCUGUGAUUGGCAAUUAGAGUGGGUGUGUUUUCUUUCUCGUCCACUGAUACUACUAAAUCUUCUUUUGCUUGCAUUUCUAUCCUCUCCAUAGUCUGUUAUUCUUUUUAGCUUCAGUUUCCUCAAAAUUUCCUUAAUUUUGGAAUCGUUUUCUUCAGAUGUCUUCCGAUCUGCAUCCAUCGUAGAGCUAAUUUUUGUAUUUAGGGGCUGAUGUUAGAUUCAUUGCAGAAUGUAAAGUUCGCAUAAACACUCGAAGGCCCUUUGUUGUGUCCUUCGUUUAGCAGCAAAUUUCUCUUCUUUCUAAGAGUUGUUUCGUAUUUCUCUUCCAGAGGCCUUUUUCUUUGUGUCCUUUAGUGCAGCCAUGGAUUGUCGGGGUUUGAUUCGUUUUAUGGGGUUCAUUGUGUUGGUUUUUCUCAUUCUAUCUGAAGCCUGCAUGGCUGGUAUACAAACCAUUGGCAAGAUUUAUCCUGGGUUUCAAGGGUCUCAGAUGAAUUGGAUUGAUAAGAAUGGGCUAUUUCUUUUAUCUAAUAAUUCAAAUUUUGCUUUUGGCUUCAACCCUACUUCAGAUGUUACAUUAUAUCUAUUAGUUAUUAUCCACACGACAAGCUUGGAUGUUAUAUGGACUGCAAAUAGAGGCUCCCCAGUUGCAAAUUCUGAUCAAUUCUUCUUUGGUGAAGAUGGUACUGUGUCUUUACACAAGGGGGAACGUCCAGUCUGGACACCUGAUACUGGUGGUAAAAGAGUUUCUGCAAUAGAAUUGCAGGAUUCAGGAAAUCUGGUUUUGUUGGGGAAUGACAGCAGUGUAAUUUGGCAAAGCUUUAGCCAUCCAACAAACACACUAAUAUCAGACCAGGAGUUUCGAGAGGGAAUGAAACUGGUCAGUGAUCCUAGCGCCAAUAACUUGACCUAUGUUCUUGAGAUCAAGUCUGGUGACAUGAUUCUGUCUGCUGGAUUCCGAACUCCCCAGCCUUACUGGUCCAUGCAAAAUGACAAUGAUAAGACCAUCAAUAAAGCUGGUGGGACAGUCACUCUGGCAUCUCUCAAUGCAAAUUCAUGGAGAUUCUAUGACAGUAAUGAAGUGCUCUUGUGGCAAUUUAAGUUUGCAGAUGAGAAAGAUGCGAAUGCUACCUGGAUUGCAGUUGUUGAAAAUGAUGGCUUCAUUUCUUUCUACAACCUUAAUGAUGGAGGUAGUGCUUCACAGACAAAAAUACCAAGUGAUCCGUGCAGCAGGCCAGAACCUUGUGAUGCAUAUUUUGUUUGUUCUGGUAACAAUGUUUGCCAAUGCCCUUCAGCUCUUAGUACCAGCCCAAAUUGCAAGCCAGGUAUUGUAUCUUCGUGUGAUGGUUCAAAGGGCUCUACAGCGCUUGUAAGUGCUGGCAAUGGGCUCAAUUACUUUGCACUUGGGUUUGUUCCAGCUUCUUCAAAAACUAGCUUGGAAGGUUGCCAAUCCUCUUGCCGUGAUAACUGCUCCUGUCUUGCUUUGUUCUUCCAGAACAGUACAGGGAAUUGCUUCCUUUUUGACCAAAUUGGAAGUUUCCAAGAUGCUGGCACCGGUUCCAGUGUUGUUACAUACAUUAAAGUCUUGAGUGACUCAAACAGUGGAGACACUGGAAGCAGCAAAAAAGGUUUUCCUUUUGUUGUGAUAAUUGUUGUUGCAACAGUGCUUGUCAUUUUUGGUCUACUUUAUGUGGCAUUUCGAUAUUACAAGAACAAGAAAAGAUUGCCAGCAUCUCCCCAAGAGACCUCAGAAGAUGAUAAUUUCUUGGAGGGUUUAUCCGGGAUGCCGAUUCGUUAUAGUUACAGGGAUCUUCAAACUGCAACUAACAACUUCUCAGUGAAGCUUGGACAUGGAGGAUUUGGUUCGGUUUAUGAAGGGGUUCUUCAAGAUGGAACACGACUGGCUGUGAAGAAGCUAGAAGGCAUUGGUCAGGGAAAGAAAGAAUUCCGAGCAGAAGUUAGCAUCAUUGGUAGUAUUCAUCAUCACCACUUGGUGAGGCUGAAAGGCUUCUGUGCUGAAGGAUCUCACCGCCUGCUUGCUUAUGAGUUCAUGGCAAAUGGGUCUUUGGAUAAAUGGAUCUUCAAGAGAAACAAUGAAGAUUUCCUGUUGGAUUGGGAUACAAGAUUUAAUAUUGCAUUGGGAACAGCAAAAGGCCUGGCUUAUCUCCAUGAAGACUGUGAUGUGAAGAUAAUUCAUUGUGACAUAAAACCUGAAAACGUGCUUCUUGAUAGUCACUUCAAUGCCAAAGUCUCAGAUUUUGGGUUGGCUAAGUUAAUGAAUCGAGAGCAAAGCCAUGUUUUCACGACCCUAAGAGGAACCAGGGGGUACCUUGCACCAGAAUGGAUCACAAAUUAUGCCAUAUCGGAGAAAAGUGAUGUUUAUAGCUAUGGUAUGUUGUUGCUUGAGAUUAUCGGUGGAAGGAAAAACUUUGAUCCAUCUCUUUCUUCGGAGAAAUCCCAUUUCCCAUCCUAUGCUUUUAGGAUGAUGGAAGAAGGGAAAGUGAGAGAAAUCCUUGAUUCAGAGCUGAAUUUAGACGAGAAUGACAAGAGGGUCUCCACUGCAAUUAAAGUUGCAUUGUGGUGUGCGCAGGAAGAUAUGCAUCUAAGGCCACCGAUGCCUAAAGUUGUCCAAAUGCUUGAAGGUCUCUGCCCUGUUCCUCAACCACCAAUUUCUUCCCCGUUGGGUUUUCGCCUUCAUUCCAGUUUGUUUAAAUCAAUAAGCGAGGAGGGCACUUCCUCAGGACCUUCGGACUGCAAUAGUGACGCCUACCUUUCUUCUGUGCAGCUUUCUGGCCCAAGAUAAGGAGUUCACAGUUUGGGGAAUUGUUGUUUAGAUUUAUAGAGUUGAACUAAUCAUGUAUACUUCUCCUACAAUAUUCCUGUAUAUUAGUUAGACUAGGAAAGUUUUGUAAUACUAGCAAUUAGCUUGUCACUUGUUUCUGCACUCAUUCUUGCUCUGUAAAUGGUGUUGAUUAUGACAAAAAAAGUGACGCACAAUGAGCAUAUUUCUGAUUCAAAA
This is a messenger RNA of Hevea brasiliensis (rubber tree), 3660 nucleotides long. Its product is annotated as G-type lectin S-receptor-like serine/threonine-protein kinase SD2-5. Gene Ontology annotation, molecular function: ATP binding; protein serine/threonine kinase activity. Lineage: Eukaryota; Viridiplantae; Streptophyta; Magnoliopsida; Malpighiales; Euphorbiaceae. The record is from RefSeq and is a predicted model, not a curated record. Bases 1006 to 3444 code for a protein of 812 amino acids. Gene Ontology annotation, biological process: protein phosphorylation. The transcript has a single exon.